AUGGCUUCCCGCGAGAUCCGCAACUGGACAUUCUGCGGCCUCGUCGGGGCGUUCCUUGACCUCGCCCUCGUCUACUUUAUGCUCUGUGGUGCCACCUUUGCCUUUUUCGCCGCCAAGUUCCUUGGAGUUUUCGGCCUGCACCUCCCGUGUCCAUGCGGCGGGCUCUUCGGUCACCCCGAUGGCCAAUGUCUCCACGGCCUACUCGUUGACCACCCGCCCCGGAAGAUCUCAUCCGUCAUGACGUCUGUGCGGAACAGCUUCCCCUUCGAUGCCGUCUGGACAAAGGGAGAGGGCAGUCCUCGCGAUUUCGACGAGAAAUUCACGAAGGAUGGUGGAGCUCAGAGCGAUAACCUCGUGGAGAAGACAAGGGAGGAGGCAGAGUCAUCGUGGUCGAAGAAUUCAAGUUCCUGUGAUCUUUCAUCGGUGAACAGAGCGAGUCAGGCUGAAACAAACAGCUCCCCCAGGCGACUGCCAGAUAAUCCGGACGGCAGAGGCAAGAGCGAUGUCAACAAUCUCAAGCCCCCUCUAGGACCAAGACGUCGUCGCAGAUCUUCUACCGAGCAAAGGAAGUCAUCACCUGUAUUCUCCUCCAGUUCUAGACUGAGUCUCUGCGAAACCCAGGACUAUUAUCACAAUGUGAGUGAACAGAUGACGGAAGUCGAUGGGGAGGACGUCGCAACACUUCAAUGCGGAGACGAUCAUCCUAUAUCAGGUAAGUAAGCAAAGUUGAGUCUAAACUGGGUCUAUCUUCCUUCUGGCAGUGAUUUCUGAUAUGAAUAGACGCAAACAUGAUAUUCUAUUGGAAUUAUUUUUAUUAUAAAUUGAGUUAAAUAUAUGGUUUUUUUUUAUAACAAUCCUGAUUAUGAUUUUUCAGACAAUCAGAAGAGUUUUUCUGGCCUUGGAUCAUCCCAGCACCUCGCCAGCUCUCAGGCUACAGAAAGGGACCUGGUAACUAGUCCUCUUGAGGAUCAUUCAUUUGAUGGAGAUAAGGUGGAAGCGAUUAGAGUUUUAAAGAAGGCGCUUGAACAGGAGCGAACCUCUCGUUCUCAUAUUUACCUUGAGUUGGAGAAGGAGAGGAGCGCUGCAGCAACUGCAGCAGACGAGGCCAUGUCCAUGAUACUGAGGCUUCAAAAAGAAAAGGCAGGGAUAGAAAUGGAAGCUCGACAGUACCAAAGAAUGAUAGAAGAAAAGAAUGCAUAUGACGAGGAAGAGACGAAUAUUCUGAAAGAGAUCAUCAUAAGAAGAGAGAGGGAAAAUCAUGUUCUGGUGAAGGAGAAUGAGCUGUACAGGCAGAUCAUACUUUCAGGAGAAGGAAGCGAGCAGCUGAUGCUAGAUGAGCUUCAGCUAAGUACAUCUUCCUUGGAAGGUAAAGAUGCCAGCUUAGGUGACAUGGGCAACGAGCAGCCAUCGUGGGGCUCUGCAGAAGAAGGGAAAUACUUGAAGGCUAGCAGUGAUGAGAGGCUUCAAACUUCAGAUGGGCAUUGUGUGGAAUCACCAGAAGGAUAUGAUGAGAAAGGGAUGUUGACUGCCACUGCGUACCCUUCAGAAGAAAGUGGUCAAACAGGUGCAUAUGGGGAUGAUCUAAGUUUAUGUAGGUCGAGUGGGUCUCUUAAGAAUAUUUUCCACGAUGAAGAGCCUUCAGUCGACAAAAUUGGAGAUAAUUGUUCGAAAACUGUUCAGCAAUUUACCUGUGAUAGUGGCUCAGAUUGGGAAGAUCAUCAGGAUCACAGUUUAGGAGGCUCCAAAUCUUGUGAUCCUCAUUUAAGGGCCGAACAAAGUGUCUAUGAUGUGCAUUUUAUCAACGAUAAAAUCUGUGAAGAACGAGAUAAGAAACAAAAUGACUUUCCUUUUGCGGGCAGUGUGUUAAGCCUGAGGACCGACGACCUUGGUUCAGAGCAUCCUAAAAGCAGGAAUAUUGAAGUGAUAAAGGUUCAGUCCGCUGAUAACUUGUCAGAAGCUGAGAAAAAUGCCCAUAGAAGCAGCCCAAAUCCGAAAAGGGUGCUCCGUCCUGUGGACAGUUCCAGUGAUUGCUCGUCACAUUGUGGGUUAAGAAGAAGCUCCAUGUCAGCAGUUGACAAGGAGAGACUGAUCCUUGAAACUGAAGUGGAGUUUUUAAGAGAAAGGCUAAAGCUUGUCCAGCGAGGAAGAGAAAUGCUGCACUUCUCUGUGGGCAGCAAUGACAAGGAGAAUCUUCAGUUGCAACUCUUAGAGGAAAUUGCAUCUCAACUUUGUGAGAUCCGACGAUUGACUGAACCCAGGAAGGCCACUUGGCAGGUCCCACUGCCUCCAUUAUCUAAGGUACAUCAGUGAGCUUGUUGGUACGUUUCAUUGUUAUUAAUUUAUGGGUACGGAAAUAUAUUUUAGCUUUAAAUCUUCAUAGAACUGAUGCUUGAAGUUGGUUCCUCUGUUGAAACUGAAGCGGAAUAAUUAACUCUUAUUUGAAAUAUAAUUUUAUUGGAUUUAUAUUUAAACGCCUCAUGGGAAUAGCGGCAUGACCAAGCAUAAUAUUUAAAAUUUUUACGGUUGACGUAGUCAGUAAACCUGCUUGCUCUUGUGAAAAGAAGUACAAUAGAAGCAAUAAAUUUUUAGAAAUACAUCUGUUUUAGUCUGAAAAAAAAUAAAAUCUCUAACUUAGCAGAAAAUUACUUAGAUAUAAUUUAUUUAUCCCUAUAUCUUGACGUUUUUAAUGCCAUUCGAUAAAUGAUGCCAUGUAAUUCUAUUCUAAACGUGGUUCCAACCUUAAUUCUCCGAUUCAGAAUGAGCUCGAUUAUUACUGAUUUUAUGUCAAUCUAAGCAGAUGGAUCUCGGGAUUCCAAUUCAGGUUGGAACCGAUUAGUUACUGAUCUUGUUUCGAUGUAAGCAACUCGAUCUUGGGCUUUUGGAAUGUCCUGAAAUCAGGAGAUUCUAGGUUUUGCUAGUCCUUUAGAAGGCCACUGAUUAUUCCAUAUUACAUCAUUGCUUGGGUCUCCCCAUUUUUACCUGGUCCUGUUGUAAAAGUGGAAGAAAACCUAGUAGAGGAAAUAUGUUGUACUCACAUGCUUUUAGAGCUUAAUUUAUAUGUCACCUGAGUAAAUGGACACGAAAGAGGAAGAGAAUAUGGAACUCCUUUUUUUUAAAAAAAUUUUAAAGGACAGAAAAUAGAAAGGGGCCUUGGUGGAAAUCCUAAAAAAUAUCAAGAGGCUUCUGUGAUGAAGAUUUGGAAUGUAAUAAUGGAAAAUAAGGCUGAAAAAAAAUGAUCUUGGAGUUUCUAAUCACCAUCUAUAAGAUGCAGUUCUCUUGUAAUGAACUUAGCCCAGGAAGAUAAAUCAUCUUACUCUUAACCAGUGGAAAGGUAAUGUCCUUGCAUCAGGAAUAUUUCUGAAUUAUCUUUUCUGAAUUAGUCCUUGUUUUGAUGUUUGCCUCUUCUGCCUUUUGAAUAAUUCUGAUUAAUUCUCUUUCUCUAAAUAACAGUCCGAGACAGAAAGGACCCGGCCUCAGUUCAGUUCAAAGAAACGGCGGUGCCAAAGUGUUCCCUUGGGGUUCCUUGCAAAGACCUGA
Messenger RNA from Spirodela intermedia, 3537 nucleotides. The record is from the annotation of a GenBank genome assembly. NCBI's taxonomy places the organism in Eukaryota, Viridiplantae, Streptophyta, Magnoliopsida, Alismatales, Araceae.